UCGAGUUUUUCUUUAAAAAAAUCAUGGAUUCCAAUAAUAAACCAACAGAUUCUGCAAUAUUAUUUCUGGAUUCGGCAUUCGAACCGAAACAGCCAUCAACUAAUCAACAACAACCGAUGGAUGGUCAUCAAAUAUUAAAUCAAGUUCAAUUACAAUUCAUACCUACUGGUAAUGAAAAUUUAUACGUAACCGGACAGAUACAAAAUGCACAACAACAACAACAACAGCAGCAAGAAACAACAAGAUCAUAUGUGAUGGAACCAUCGGUUAUUGUUACUGGAUCGAAUCAACAGCAAAAAACUCGUGAUACAGAUUUUCUUGUCGAUAAUGAUGAUACACAACCGAUUGAUCUUGGAUCACCCGUUAGAUCGCAUGAUGGAACAACCGGUAAUGGAAAUCAUAAAAAACUUACCAUAUGGCAAUUCGAUUAUUAUGCAAGAUAUUUUGAUAUUACAACGGAUCAAUUUUUUCGUCGUAUCAUCUGGUCACUGGUUCCAUUGACAAUGGGCAAUGAAAAAGGAACAUAUAUUGAUCGAUAUAUUCAUUCGAAUCCGGAUCUUUAUGGACCAUUUUGGAUACCACUUACAUUAGCAUUCACCAUUUCAUUUUGUGAUGAUAUCAUACGAUAUAUGAACAUCAAUUCGAUCACAUCGGCUACAACAACAACGAUCACACCCAUAGGUAUAGAUUCGACAACAAUGAACAAAACAUUGAUACCAUCACCACCACGACCACCACCGCCACAUCAUCAUCCAUUGGCAUUCGAAUUUGAACGUAUCAAUAUGGCAAUGACAAUUACAUUUUCCUAUGUUAUUCUUGCUCCAUUAAUAUUAUGGUCAUUUUGUCAAUGGCGUCGUUGUUCAAAACUUUAUACAUUUAUCGAAUGUCUUUGUGCAUAUGGUUAUUCACUAUCAUUGUUUGUUCCAGUCACCAUUUUAGCCUUGAUCAAUAAUCGACAAAUACAAUUCAUAUUUUUUGCUUCAGCUGCAUUCCUUUCUGGUUCAGUUUUGCUGAUAUCUUUCGGGCCGGUUGUUCAUUCGGAUCCAAGUCGUUCGUUUAAAUUUGCAUAUGUUAUGCUUAUAUUCAUUCUUAUAUCUCAUAUUGUAUUGGCAUUAUUUUAUCUAUACAUGUUUCUUUAGUUAAAUUUGAUUACAGAAAAGUACAAAAUAAUAAUAAAAAAAUCACUGAUUUCAA
Molecule: messenger RNA, 1194 nt
Organism: Dermatophagoides farinae (American house dust mite)
Lineage: Eukaryota; Metazoa; Arthropoda; Arachnida; Sarcoptiformes; Pyroglyphidae
Product: protein YIPF1
Biological process (GO): vesicle-mediated transport
Cellular component (GO): Golgi apparatus; membrane
Molecular function (GO): small GTPase binding
Source: RefSeq, a predicted model, not a curated record